UCACUCACUCUCAAAAAAAAAAAAAAAAAAAAGAAAAAGAAAAUUCUCUGCAACUCUCUCUCUCUCUAUCUAGUCCCACACUCUAUCUCUUUCUCUCUGUUUGUGAAUUUUUUCUUUUUUGAGGCAAUUUGUGUAUUAGAUCUCUUUUGAAUUUGCACUACGAAAUCUCUUUCUUCUUCUUUUUUUAAUUUUUUUAAUCUGGCCCCAAAUCUAUGUAGCAGUUGGUGUAUUCGUUUUUUUUCUCCGCUUGUAAUCGUUCGCAUUCGAACAGUCUCGCAUGAUGUCACUUCAUAGAAAAACCUCGGUGAUAAGCAUAUCUUCGAUCUGAAGGAACAGUGGUUCAUUUAUUGCGAUCAAUCCGAGUCCGUGAUUCAGUGAUUGGAUACCCUUCUUUGCAUUGAAACACUUCCCUAAAAAAUUCGUGUCAGAGCUUAAAGAAUUUACUCAUGCAUGAAAGCAGGGGUAGCAAAUGGAGUUCUGGGAAUUUUCCUGUAUGACCAAUUAAUCUAAAACCCAAUUUUAAGAUUUGGGUUUGUAUAGGUUUUUUGGGUAUUAACCAGUGGAAGUGAAACUCCUUUUGUUUUUGGGUGAAAACUGGACCUUUUUUUAUUGAAAUUGAGGGAUAAAAAAUUUUGAAAGGCAUAUAUAAUAUCCGAAUGCUGGAGGCUGAGCUUUGUUCUUCGCGAGUUCUGUCGCCUUUACGCGAAGAAAGUGGGGAUGAAGAGCUUUCUGUUCUACCCAGACACACCAAAGUUAUUGUCACUGGAAACAACAGAACAAAGUCUGUAUUGGUGGGUCUGCAAGGCGUGGUCAAGAAGGCUGUUGGUCUAGGAGGUUGGCAUUGGCUGGUUCUGAAGAAUGGGGUUGAAGUCAAACUACAAAGGAAUGCACUGAGUGUGCUGGAACAUCCAACAGGCAAUGAAAUAGAUGAUGAUCAUGAUUAUGACAACUCUAGCACUAGUUCUGACAUCGUUGACAAGGACAAUGAUUUCUCUAGCAGUACUGAGUUCCACAAACUGAGUAAGCCAAGAAUUCGGCACGCGAAGCGCUGGAUUCCUCCUACCUCACUAAAACCAAUAAAUCGCAGCACCUAUAAAGAAGUACAAUCUAUCCACACAUCUCAAUCGAGCAUAAACAUGGCGAAACUUGGAAUGGACGCAUUGCGGAGAUAUUGCAAACACUUCAACCUUUUAAGCAGCAAUUCCGAUCCUACAAGGGAACACAUGGUUAAUAUAGUACAGCGACAUUUUACAUCACAUCAGCCAUUGGAUGAGGCAUCAGUGAUCACUGAAUUCGUUCAUUCUGCCAAGAGAAGGAAGGAAGAAGCCGAGUUUGCUGAGACAACAGCAAAGAUACAUAAAGAGUGAGAGCUCUGUAUGUUGAAUUGCGUGCAUAAUAUUAUACAUAUAUCUAGAUAUAUAUAUAUAUAUAUAUAUAUAUAAUCUUAGCCCUAACCUUUUAGAUGUAAUCUAAUUGUAGACUGAUAUUAUGGGGGGGUGGCGUUUGAUUGUUUGACCAUAUUUUCUCCCAUGGAUUCUAACCUUGUAAUAUUUUAACUGAUGGCCCUGAUCAUAUCACAUACUAGAUCUCUCUCAUUAUCA
Ziziphus jujuba (common jujube) is the source of this 1601-nucleotide messenger RNA. RefSeq lists its product as uncharacterized. The coding region runs from base 657 to 1367 and encodes 236 amino acids. NCBI's taxonomy places the organism in Eukaryota, Viridiplantae, Streptophyta, Magnoliopsida, Rosales, Rhamnaceae. The transcript has 8 exons. Gene Ontology annotation, molecular function: protein binding; transcription coregulator activity. Gene Ontology annotation, biological process: regulation of DNA-templated transcription. Gene Ontology annotation, cellular component: histone deacetylase complex. The record is from RefSeq and is a predicted model, not a curated record.